GACAAACAUGAGUUACUUAUACAUGUGGUCAAAACUAAUCCAUUAUUCAAAGAGUCUUCUUGCAAAAUUAGAAUCUGUUGCCAUGACAGAGGCUUAAUACAGGUGCAUUUAAGUGAUCAUUUUCAUGGACACAGUCAAGUGUGAUACGUGUAAAUUGCAAUUUGGUCUUAAUGGACUGUUAAUUUCUUGUAUUGCCCCUUCAUGGAAGUAUCAGUGAGUGUAUACUUAAUCUUAAUGGGAUGGGAUAAUAAUGGCUUGCACCAGGAUGUGAUGCUAAAUGGUUGAAUUUUAACGUUUGAAGAUGGCCCUUAUGUCAUGUCAAUGCGAACAAGCAAAACAAAAAACACCAACAAACAAAAGCAAAAACAAACAAUUGAUUUUUUUUUUUUUUGGACUUAGAUAACAGCUGGCUAUUGCAAAGUCACCCAGUGCAGUGAUAUAAGUUGUGUGCUUUUGAAGACAUUUUUAAUAUUCCAACAUCCUGAAUUAGAUUUUAUGUUUGAAAUCUAGCAUCCUGAAUUGAAGACAACUUAAUGGCCGGCAAUUAUCAAUAUAUGUGUACAUAAAGUCAAUACAUGUAGCUACAAUGUUGACUCAUACUCCACCCUCAUGUCAGCGUAUGAGCCAAAACUUUAACCAGUUUGCCGUGAUGAGAUGUAGUCAAGGAGAUAAAAGCAGUAUAAUGUCACUGUUAACAACAAGAGAUGUAAUCUAUGUGAUAAUCUCAACAUCAACGUUCAAAGAAAUGAGCAUCGGUUGAUUCUGGAAAAGUAACCGUUGCCCUAGAGUUGCUUGCACUCGACGCGCCGUGCCUGUGUGACCAGAAAUGAGUAAUUAACAACAGGGCCAGGGGAAAUGCUCUUUGUUUGCAAGGAAAUUUUACAGGAGAGGUUCUCUGGAGGAUAUUACCAGUCGAUGUCAGACCGUGUUUGAUCAGGAUAUACUACGUGAUGGACUAAAAAUUCUGGAGUAAAGCUGGAUACACAUUGCACUGUGAACACUGCGUGCUGAAAAUUCCCCAAUCGAAGUUAAUUUUCUGGAAUACAUUGUAUUCAUAAGGGAGGAAGUACAGAGGGAUAAUUUCUUCCAUUGAUCACAUCUGUAGACCGGCAGAAUUAAGUUUUGUUCUGAAGAACUCUUGAGCCUAAAUGCUAAAUGAACACGUACAUGUGCACCAUAGUGUACAAUCUUGAAGUUACUGCCAGACAGUGCUUACUGUAUGUAACAAUCAAAUUUGGUCACCCAACUGACAAUGUGCUGUGCCACCUCAGUGACAUAUUUCCAUUGAUUAGGCUGUGUGCUAGUAAACGUAUUACUCUGAGCAUGUGCAAUACACACUCUAGUCUCUACCAUUACUUCAGCCCAUUCACCAUCUCUGUGCUCAGUGCACUGCGGUAAAUGGAUAGCACAUACGUGUACGUCUAAUGACUGUGCGCUAUCUGUCACCCUCACAAUUAGACAGGAUGAGACCAACUGUCGGCCGUACCUUGUUUGUGCCUCCAAUAGCAAAGUGGACUUUUCAAUCAGUGUCAGUUCUUGUUGUUUGGUAAUCUGAUGAAAAAUAAGCCCUUUUUUGUGGCGCGCUUAGAAACGCUUCAUUCAAACAGGAAUGCUGCACGGUUGAACUCAUCAAACCAGUUUUUAAUCACGUGUGAAAUUUAACAAUCUAACGCCCCAAUGAAAUUUUAUUGUGAUACUGGAAGUGAUUGAGUGUGGAUGCGGCAUAGGAAAAAAAUAAGUACUGUUUUUAAACUCCAACGGUGAGUUGGAACUUGGCCAUGGAAACAACUUUGGCAGGACAACAGUUUUAUCUUCAUUGGCAGUUUAUGCUUGGGUUAGGAGCAAAACUCUUGAACUCGGUUGUAGUUUAGAGUGUACUCGCAUUCCAGUUAUGCCGAGUGACCUGCAGUUUCCUGAUCAGCUGGACUUGUUUUCUAUCUUCUGGGAAGAUCAGGAGUGAUGCAUGGCCUUGGUUUUUUUGAAGUCGGUACUUCAGUUCUGUGAGCUCAGCCUUUGCAGUCUGUAGUGGUAUUUACACACCCUACUUGUACACAUCACGCCACGGUCGCAGUUGUACUUUGUCCCUGACGGGCUCCAAAGAUGCGCUAAGAUUCUGAAGAUGGUUUAAGUCACGCCAGACUUGGCUGUAUAGCAACACUGUGUGGAUAUGGACCCCGGUAGCAAGCAGCUAUACUCUGUAAUCCAGAUUGCAGCCCAUUGAGUGCCUUACAGCAUUGUACAAGACUUGAGUCAGCAUGGCUGUCGAAAUUACAGCGUUCAACACAACAUUUGCCGGUAGUCUUUCUCCUGCUGCCCCUUUUUGCCGGUCGGAUAGUGGCCCCUCAGGAGCACAAGCCAUCGUGCAGAUAAUCAUCCUCUCUAUCGUGGUUUGCGCCGGGGUGUUUGGGAAUUCUCUCAUCAUUGCUGCUAUGGCCAUAACGCCGAGCCUGUGCACAACGGCCAACUAUUUCAUUCUUGUACUGGCCUGCGUAGAUCUGGUCAACACAGGAGUGCUUGUUCCGAUUUUCAUAUUCACACUGGUCAAAGGAGAGUGGCCUUACGAGGACAUGGUUUGCACAGCCAUAGGGUACUUAACCAUCUUCUGCCUGGCCACGUCUGAAAUAACACUGACCUUUCUCGCCGGGACACGCUACCUGAUUGUGACAAAACCAAAGCAAGUAUUUGCCCGUUACUUCAAGGCCAAAUUCGUCGUGGUCUACCUGAUCGCAUUUCUGGCUUUGUCACUGACAAUCCUUUUCAUCCCGCUGUGGUCGAGCAUCGGGACCGUCGGGUUCAGCUUCAUCAACAGCCACUGCACGUUUGUGAUCUGCGACCGCAGUGAUUGGUGGUACCCGCUGAUCCUGUUCCUGCUGUGCAUGACCAUCAAUGUGGGCAUCAUCCCCACCUUCUACCUGCUGACCUUCCACACUGUUGCCAAGAGCAAGCGUACGGUCAAGGCGCUGCAGUCCAUCAACGGCACGGUCAAUGACCGGCAUGUCAUCUCCCUCAGCCCCCAGGAGGUGACGCUGACCAAGAAGCUACUCCUCCUCUUCCUGGUAUUCAUGAUUUGCUGGUUCCCAAACUGCAUUGUCAUCUUCGCUGACGGUCAGCAGACUGUUCCCCCGAUAAUCCAUGAGGUCACAAACCUCCUCAUCUGGCUGUCCUCCGGAAUAAACCCUUACAUCUACGCCUUCCGGACACGCAAGUUCCGCAAGGUAUUCAGGCGUAUCCUACUCUGGCCGUGGCGGAAGUGUCGUUCCCGUCGGCCCAGAGGGGCAUCUGCCAGCGAGAACUUUGGGACAAGCAUGGUUGACAGACAUGAAAGUCAGCCAUGAAUUUGAGCGCUGCCUGAAUAUAUCACAUUAAUGUAUGAAAUUUGUCUUGUUGAAAUUGGUACAUAUACUGCACCAUACACGUACCCCAUUUGUUUGAGUUUUAUCAGAAAUUAAGGCGUGGAGUUGUUGAGGUAAGGUUCGUUACUUAUUCUAUAACAUGAUUCAUGGUUCAAAAUUGUAAUAUUUGUCAAGGAGGGUAUUUCUACUUGCCAUUCAUCCUAGGGCAAGCCUGUUUACUAAUUAGUAGCCAGUGAUUUUGUAAAUUGAAACAAAAAAGUCAAAUGUAUUUGGUAUAUGAAUCAGCACAAAACAAUUGUGUCAUUAUCUGAAAUUUGCCCUUUCUCUUUUGAAAGUAACCUACCGGUAUUACUAUUAGACAAAAUGGGUGCUGCGUAGCACUGUACACAAGUAGUGUUCACUAGUUGUUCUAAUUCAAAUAGAGUUGCUGCAUCGUUGUCAACUUCAUUUCAAAUAGAGUUUGAAUAACAAGAAAAAUUAACAACUCUAUUUCAAAUAGAGUUGGUUAAAUGAAAUUGUUGGUACCAACCCUAGCAUGCUAGCGCUAGGGAUGGUAUGAACUUGGUAAGUAAAUACUGAUCAUGAUUGUCAGAGCUAGAGCUUAUUUUGGGGUUUACAAGAAGGACAAAUUACCGGUAGGAAAGUGUAAAAUAUUUGACACCAAACUGUACCGUAAUUUGUAAAUGUAAGUAAAUUGCCAUGUUAUAGAAAUAUCCUGCUAGGGUCAGAACAGUAAAUUGCCAUGUUAUAGGGUCAGAACGUUCUAAAAGGUUUCUAACACGUUUAUUGUAAAUUCCAAAGGCAUGAGUAAAAUUCAACUGAGUUGAGAAAAUUGGAUUUGACGCACUUUCUUAUAAAUGGCUUUCACCAUGCAAGAACAUGUGUACAAUAUUUGUAUGCACAUUUGUAAAUGACUAUUCAUAAAUACCUC
Messenger RNA from Patiria miniata (bat star), 4284 nucleotides. RefSeq names its product beta-4C adrenergic receptor-like. Gene Ontology annotation, molecular function: G protein-coupled receptor activity. Gene Ontology annotation, cellular component: membrane. The coding region runs from base 2256 to 3335 and encodes 359 amino acids. Gene Ontology annotation, biological process: G protein-coupled receptor signaling pathway. The transcript has a single exon. The record is from RefSeq and is a predicted model, not a curated record. Lineage: Eukaryota; Metazoa; Echinodermata; Asteroidea; Valvatida; Asterinidae.